UGUCACCGUCAAAUACUCAAUACUGUCAUGAGUGUCAUGUUACAUGUCUAAAAAUUGUUUACACUUUAUGCUUUGCAUUUAUUGAUUUUGAUUUUAUAAUUCAAAACAUGAGUGAUUCAGAUUCCAAGAGUGAAAAAAAACCUAUCGUCAUCAAAAAUGCUACAGAUUUGCAACGACUCAAACUUGAAAAACUUAUGAAAAAUCCCGAUAAACCUGUAGUGAUACCAGAGCCUCCAAAAUCGAAAUCAUUAGCAGCACCACCAGAUUUCGUCCGCAAUGUAAUGGGAUCAAGUGCUGGCGCUGGUUCAGGAGAAUUUCACGUUUACCGUCAUUUGAGACGAAAAGAAUACGCUAGGCAAAAAUUUAUUCAAGAAAAAAGUGAAAAGGAAAAGUUAGAUGAAGAAUAUCACAACAAAAUUGAACAAAAUCGAAAAGCUGCUGAUGAAAAGACUGCCAAAAAGCGAGCAAAGAGACUUAAAAAGAAGAAAAUGGCUAAAUUGAAAGAAAAAAAGGCGAAAACGGAAAAUAAACAGAAUGCUUCAUCACAGUCGGACAGUAGCAGUGACUAUGAAGAAACUGACAUACAAAAUGAGAAUGAGCACAAACAGAAUAAUGAAAUAAAAGAACCAACUACAGCUGAACAAGAUAGUUGAUAACAGACAAAUAUUUAUAGGCUAAGAUAAAUAAAAGUCUUUAUAUUUUAAUAA
Molecule: messenger RNA, 707 nt
Organism: Trichoplusia ni (cabbage looper)
Lineage: Eukaryota; Metazoa; Arthropoda; Insecta; Lepidoptera; Noctuidae
Product: PRKR-interacting protein 1 homolog
Exons: 3
Coding region: 108-653 (181 amino acids)
Biological process (GO): negative regulation of protein kinase activity
Cellular component (GO): nucleolus
Molecular function (GO): protein kinase binding; double-stranded RNA binding; protein kinase inhibitor activity
Source: RefSeq, a predicted model, not a curated record